AAGAGGGAAGCCAAGCUGAAGGGGUGGGGCCUCGUGUAGCUUAGCCGCUGUGGCCGCCGCCGCCGGGGGUCUGGGAAAUCUUCCCCUGGAGUCCAGGAGGAGCCUGUCCACGCACGCGGGGGUCAGGCAGGCGGGUGCGCGCGCGUGCACGCUCUCUCGGGGUGGUCGCGCGAAGGAAUCCUUUCCACACCUGCGCUUCAGUUCCCCGCCAUCACCCACAGCCUUCCUCCGACCCCGGGACGCCGGGGAGCCCAGCGCGCGGUGGGGGCGCGAGGUGGAGCGGGCGGGGGCGGCCAAUGCGAAACUGGCUGGUGCUGCUGUGCCCGUGUCUGCUCGGGGCCGCGCUGCACCUCUGGCUGCGGCUCCGCUCCCCGCCACCCGCCUGCGCCUCCCCUUCCUCCUCCUCCUCCGGGGCCGUCCCCGCAGAUCAACUGGCAUCAUUUCCUCAGUGGAAAUCAAGACAUUAUGAUGUGGUAGUUGGUGUGCUGUCAGCUCGAAGUAAUCAUGAACUACGAAAUGUAAUCAGGAGCACCUGGUUGAAGCACUUGAAACAACAUCCAGAACUAAGUCAACGUGUGCUUGUGAAGUUCAUAAUAGGUGCUCGUGGCUGUAAUGUACCUGUGGAAGAUCGAGAAGACCCGUACUCCUGCAAACUGCUGAACAUCACUAAUCCCAUUUUAAAUCAGGAAAUCGAGGCAUUCAGUCUUCCUGAAGGAACAGCAUCUGGGUUCUCUGAGGAUCAAGUUGUCAGUGUGAGCUUUCGAGUUCUCUACCCAAUUGUCAUUACUAGUCUUGGAGUCUUCUAUGAUGCUGGUGAUGUGGGUUUCCAAAGGAAUAUUACUGUCAAGGUGUAUCAAGCAGAACAGGAGGAAGCUCUCCUUAGUGCUCGUUUCAGUCCCCCCAGCUGUGGAGUACAAGUCAACAGACUGUGGUACAAACCAGUGGAGCAGUUCAUUUUGCCAGAGAGCUUUGAAGGCACGAUUGUGUGGGAGAGCCAGGAUCUUCAAGGCCUUGUGUCUAGGAAUCUUCACAAAGUAACAGUGAAUGAUGGAGGGGGAGUUCUUAGAAUCAUUACAGCUGGUGAGGGAGCAUUGCCUUAUGAAUUCAUGGAAGGUGUAGAGGGAGUAGCAGGAGGCUUUAUUUAUACAAUUCAGGAAGGUGACACCCUUUUACAAAACCUUCAAACUCGCCCAGAAAGGUUUAUUGAUCAUAUCAAUAACCUCCAUAAAGAGGACGCCUUACUGAAGAAAGAGAGCAGCACCUUUGAUGACAUCGUUUUUGUGGACAUUGUUGACACCUACCGAAAUGUUCCUGCAAAAUUACUGAACUUCUAUAGGUGGACUGUGGACACAACUAGCUUUGGUUUGUUGCUGAAGACAGAUGAUGACUGCUACAUAGAUUUAGAAGCUGUGUUUAAUAGGAUUGCCCAUAAAAACCUGGACAGACCAAAUUCUUGGUGGGGAAAUUUCAGACUGAAUUGGGCAGUUGACCGAACAGGAAAGUGGCAAGAGUUAGAGUACCCGAGUCCUGCUUAUCCUGCUUUUGCAUGUGGGUCAGGUUACGUUAUCUCCAAAGAUAUUGUUCACUGGCUAGCCAGCAACUCAGAAAGACUAAAGACAUAUCAGGGUGAAGAUGUGAGCAUGGGCAUUUGGAUGGCAGCGAUAGGGCCUAAGAGAUAUCAGGAUAGUCUCUGGUUGUGUGAGAAGACUUGUGAAACUGGGAUGCUCUCUUCCCCUCAGUAUUCUCCACAAGAACUGGCAGAACUGUGGAGACUGAAGGAAGCCUGUGGGGAUCCUUGUAAGUGUGAGGCGAGAUGAUAAUCACUUAAACCUGGCAGACUGAAGAUCUGGAGUAAAGACAACAUGAAGGAGGGUCUAUGAGGAAAACCUGAGGUUAUGCUGUGGAACCAGAUUUCUUUCAAGGGGCAUUAUGUUGGUGCUUUCACCUAUAAUUGAUGGAAUAUUCCUUGAUAUUUGCAUAGAAGUUCCCCCUUUAAAAUUAGCAUAUUCUGAAAUGAAACAUUAACUUUUUCUAUGUCUAAGCAAUUUUGAAUAUAUCAUAUCAUAAAGAGGGGGGAAAAGACCUUUUAUUUAAAAAAAAAAAGCUUGAUCACUUACAGUUUAAUAAUAUCUGUCCAUCACUUAGGGUUGUGUCUUGGCUAGAUGCUGAAAUGAGUUGUAAUGGCUAAAGCAGCAAAUGAAGAGGGAGUUUCAAGGGAAAGUAAUCAGUUUCUCAGUAGGGAGGUUUGUUUGCCUGCUCUGGGCAGAAGUGCUGGCAUUCAUUGCUUGUGGUUGUUGAACAGUGAGUACAGAUCUAGCAGGUGGCCACAGAGGGGAGUGUGCCCCAUUUUAGAUCCUUGUUUUUAAAAGUACAUCUCUCAUCUCACUGGUUACCCAAGUUUGUGGCCACUCUAGUUCAACAAGCAGACGGUACUGGGUGCUAACUCUGUGGGCUUCUGUUGAUAAGGGCUAUGAAAUGUCCCUAUUUAGGAAAAUCUUCCAUAUCAGUCAAAAGCAAAGUAUUCCUCAGGGUUUUGGUGAUAAUAGGGAAGUAAUUUUCUCAAGAAUAAGUCAGUGCCCUAAAAGAAUAACCUCACUUUUCUAUUUCCUGGGAGUAUUUAUAUCAUCAUGGCUUACCUCAGGCCUAAUAUUUACCUAAAAUUGAGGCAGUAUCUAGAGCUGAAUUUCAGUCAUAUUUGAACUUCCAUGAAGGUGACACUGAACUUAGGUCUAGACUCAACCCCAAAUAAAAAGCAUGACUUUUUUUUUUCAAGUGCCCUAAAAAAUAGUACAACAGAAGGGAUAUAGCAACAUUAAUUUAAUUAGCAAAAUAGUGGAAGAUGUGCCUCCCCCCAUUUUAAGUGGCCUUUUCCUUAGUUAUAAAUCAUAAUCACAUGGUAUCAGUAAGUAUUCAUAGUGAGGUUUAUUAAGGGAAAAAUGCAGAAUUCUUAUUGUAGUCGGUUAUUUUUUCAGACAUUAGUUAAGAUAGUUUUAACAUUUAGGUUUUCUACAUAAUGUUCAACUAUGAAGAAAUAAGUAUAAGAUGUACAAAAAUAAAUAUACAAACAGAAGCCAGUAAAUAGGCACAAAGUAUUUAUUAGAGCUACUAUACAUACACAUGCCAGAAACAAAUCUUUUCUCCCACUGAAAUGUGGUUUGACAAAUCCUUUCUAUUGUUGACUUUUGGACAUCAGUCAUACUGAAUAGUCAUAACUGGAUUUUUACCAUCGUACUAAUACACAGUCUCCACUUUCAACAGAGUAAAACUGCAAUGGCUGUUGGUCAUUCUCUAGUUCAAUUUCUUUGCCUUCCAUCUAAAAUUGGAGAAAAGUUUAAAAAGUUAUGAGAUAAAUCAGCUGGCUGAGUGUAUUUUUUUUCAUACCACUAUAAGUCAGUUGCCUUCAGAAUCCUAAAUAAUGUAAGCAGAUACAAAUUGUCAUCUUUAAUGGAGGACUAAACUUGAUUAUGGGUCUUGCUGAAACUACUUACUUUAGGGCUUUCAUAGGAUAAUUUGAGUUCUGAUCCUGGAACUUUGAGUAGACGAGACAGGAAGCCCUUCACCUUUUGAAUUGUCAUGGACUCUGUUGAGUAGAAGAAAAGAAAUUAGUUCUUUUUAAACUGACAGCUAAUUAUAAAACCAGCUGCUCUUAUUUAUUAAAAAAAAAAAACGAAACUAUUUCUAAAGUAACAGUAAUAUAAGCACGUGUAUUUGUUUAACUGCUGAACACCAAGUUGGCUUGAUGUCUGUGUUCUUUAGUCGUAUUAGAUUACCCAAAUAACUGAUUAAUGUAGAAAAUCUCAUCUGUUAUACAGACCAUCAUGUUACUGCUCCAUCAUCUUUGGUACAGUUGGUGGGGCACACAGGAUGCACUGAGCCAACGUUUUGACCUAAGUGACCUUUGACAAUGAGUUUUCAUCCUGUUCCAUUGAUUAUACUACUUUAAACUAUUCCCCACGUGGUGUAAUUCUCAGCAUAGAGGAAGGAAUGUCUGAAAUCAUCAACAAUCUUUCAUGUCCAGCUGACAGAAGGAAAAGAAUAUUUGCCUGAAAAUCAGGAGACCUGGGUUCUAGACCUAGAUAUUCUGGGCAAAUCCCUUCUUCUCGGGGUUUCAGUUUCCUCAUCUGUAAAAUGAGGGUGUUGAACUAGAUCAGCUCUAAGAUCCUGUUCAAUUCUGAUUCUACUAUACACUAAUGUGCUAUAUCGGUGACACCAAGGGACUGUGUGGCCCUGAAAUUUAACUUGAAUGAGUAAAUGAUUUGGCUUGUUAAAAUAACAAAUAUGAACUUACUUCCAAAGACAGGUUAUGGUAAAUAUUGGAUAUCUUGAUUUUGAAAUGUUUAGUUUCUUUGAAGCUUUAGCUGGAGGCACAGCAAUAGAGUGUGUGGUUUUCCUGCAAUAUCACAAUGUACUUAAACUCAAAUAUUUUUCUAUCAAAAUCAUUUUUGUAAAAGCUGUCUGUGUUUUUAUGCAACUUGUGAUAAUAAAUGUGAUCUUUAUUUUAGAAUAAAAAA
Messenger RNA from Monodelphis domestica (gray short-tailed opossum), 4511 nucleotides. RefSeq names its product beta-1,3-N-acetylgalactosaminyltransferase 2 (gene B3GALNT2). Gene Ontology annotation, cellular component: Golgi membrane. Lineage: Eukaryota; Metazoa; Chordata; Mammalia; Didelphimorphia; Didelphidae. Gene Ontology annotation, molecular function: hexosyltransferase activity; UDP-glycosyltransferase activity. The record is from RefSeq and is a predicted model, not a curated record. Gene Ontology annotation, biological process: protein O-linked glycosylation.